Cygnus olor (mute swan) is the source of this 5011-nucleotide messenger RNA. It is a transcript of the gene STAT1, whose product is annotated as signal transducer and activator of transcription 1. The record is from RefSeq and is a predicted model, not a curated record. Gene Ontology annotation, molecular function: RNA polymerase II cis-regulatory region sequence-specific DNA binding; DNA-binding transcription factor activity, RNA polymerase II-specific. Lineage: Eukaryota; Metazoa; Chordata; Aves; Anseriformes; Anatidae. The coding region runs from base 140 to 2503 and encodes 787 amino acids. Gene Ontology annotation, biological process: cell surface receptor signaling pathway via JAK-STAT; regulation of transcription by RNA polymerase II; defense response. The transcript has 23 exons.
CCGCCGCGCUCCUUCCUAACCUCCCCGCUUCCAACGCGGAAGGAGAGGGGAAGGAGGCGGGGCCUCCGAGCGCCGCCGCGCGCGCCUAUUGGCCCGAGCGGCGGGGGCCGGGCUCCCAUUGGCCCCGCGGCGAGCCCCCAUGGCCGCGGCUCGGCGGCUAUUUGUGGGCGCCGGCGGCGGGCGCGAGCGGAGCCGCGGGGUUGCCUCGUCCGACGGAAUGACUCAGUGGUACCAGCUACAGCAACUUGACUCCAAGUUCUUGGAGCAAGUUCACCAGCUAUAUGAUGACAGCUUUCCUAUGGAAAUCAGGCAGUACCUGGCACAGUGGCUGGAAAACCAGGAUUGGGAACAUGCAGCCAACAAUGUCUCUUUUGCUACGGUGCUGUUCCACGACCUGCUGUCACAGCUCGAUGAUCAGUUCAGUCGAUUUUUGAUAGAAAACAACUUUCUGCUGCAACACAACAUAAGGAAAAGCAAGCGUAACCUUCAGGAUAACUUCCAAGAAGACCCAAUACACAUGGCAAUGAUCAUCUACAACUGUUUGAAAGAAGAAAGGAAAAUACUGAACAGUGCCCAGUUAUCUAAUCAGAUGGAAGUGGGGAGCGUACAGAACACUGUGAUUGGGAUGCUGGACAAACAGAAGGAACUUGACACAAAAGUUAAAGCUGUAAAAAACAGUGUUAUAGAUGUGGAACAAGACAUCAAGACAUUAGAGGACGUGCAGGAUGAAUAUGACUUCAAAUGUAAAACCUUGCAGAAUAGAGAGCACGAGCCCAAUGGUGUGUCACAGGAGGAAUAUAAGAAAGAACAGAUGAAUCUCAAGAAGAUGUUCUUGUUACUUGACAUCAAGAGAAAGGAAGUGGUAAACAAGAUAAUACAGCUGUUGAACACCACAGAGCACACACAGAGUGCUCUUAUUAAUGAGGAGCUGGUGGAGUGGAAACACAGACAACAGACUGCAUGUAUUGGUGGCCCACCCAAUGCCUGCCUUGACCAGCUACAGAACUGGUUCACCAUUGUUGCUGAAAGCCUGCAGCAAGUUCGUCAGCAGCUCAAAAAGCUUGAGGAACUGGAGCAGAAGCUUACUUAUGACCCCGAUCCCAUCACAAAAAACAAGCAAGUUCUGCAGGACCGAACACACAGUCUUUUCAAACAGCUUAUCCAGAGCUCCUUUGUGGUAGAGAGACAACCUUGCAUGCCAACCCACCCUCAGAGGCCAUUAGUCCUUAAGACAGGCGUACAGUUCACUGUGAAGCUCAGAUUGCUGGUGAAAUUGCAGGAACUGAACUACAACCUGAAAGUGAAAGUUUUGUUUGAUAAAGAUGUAAGCGAAAAGAACUCAGUCAAAGGGUUCAGGAAAUUUAAUAUUCUGGGAACAAACACAAAAGUAAUGAACAUGGAAGAAUCUACUAACGGAAGUCUAGCAGCAGAGUUCAGGCAUUUGCAACUGAAAGAACAGAAAAACGCAGGAAGCAGAACAAAUGAGGGUCCUCUCAUCGUAACAGAAGAACUUCACUCCCUGAGUUUUGAGACACAGCUGUGCCAGCCUGGCUUAGUAAUAGACCUUGAGACCACGUCCCUUCCCAUUGUUGUGAUCUCAAACGUGAGCCAGCUUCCAAGCGGAUGGGCUUCUAUCUUAUGGUUCAACAUGCUGUCUACUGACCCCAAGAACUUGUCCUUCUUUCUGAAUCCACCUUAUGCAAAGUGGUCUAAACUUUCUGAAGUUCUGAGCUGGCAGUUUUCUUCUGUGACAAAGAGAGGCCUUAAUGCAGAUCAAUUGAGCAUGCUGGGAGAGAAGCUACUUGGGCCAACAAGUGGAGGAGCUCAUGAUGGUCUUAUUCCUUGGACAAGAUUCUGCAAGGAAAAUAUAAAUGACAAAAAUUUCCCUUUUUGGCUGUGGAUUGAGGGGAUUCUGGAGCUUAUUAAGAAACAUCUCCUGUGUCUCUGGAAUGAUGGCUGCAUCAUGGGAUUCAUCAGUAAAGAGAAAGAACGCGCUCUGUUGAAGGACCAAAGUCCAGGAACAUUCUUACUAAGGUUCAGUGAAAGCAGCAGAGAGGGAGCAAUCACAUUUACUUGGGUAGAAGGAUCUCAAAACGAGCCCCAGUUCCAUUCAGUAGAACCGUACACCAAGAAGGAGCUCUCUGCUGUUACCUUCCCUGAUAUCAUCCGCAACUACAAAGUGAUGGCAGCUGAGAACAUUCCUGAAAAUCCACUGAGAUUUCUGUACCCAGAUAUUCCCAAAGACAAUGCCUUUGGCAAGUACUACUCCAGGCCUAAGGAGGCCCCAGAGCCUAUGGAUUUGGACGGUCCCAAGGGAAACGGCUACAUCAAGACUGAGUUAAUCUCUGUUUCUGAAGUCCACCCUUCUAGGCUCCAGUCUCCAGAAAAUCUGCUGCCCAUGUCUCCUGAAGAGUUCGAUGAGGUGUCUCGGAUGGUGGGUCCGGCGGAGAUUGACACUGUGGUACACAUCAUAAACCAGCCUUUUGGGGGAAGAUUUAGCUAAACUUGCAUUCCUCCCCUCACUCCUCUCCUCCCCAUUCAAAAAUACAUCAGCCAGUUGACACAAGCUACCACUUCCAAAUGCUUCUCUUCAAAUAUGUGAAGAGAAACUGGGAACUGAGAGUUAAACUUGGUUGCUCUAAGUUGAUGUUUGCACUUUUCGGUGGGGAUAGUAGUGAGGAACAGUAAAGCAAAGCUUCCAAAACGUUUCCCCUUCCCCUUACAGGCGGGAGGAAGGAAUAAUAAUGUUGUAGUCCUUCAUGUGGCGAUGGGGGUAGGGAGGGAAGCUGGAGUAGGCACACAGCUUUGAAGCACUGCUGUACCUUUAAGGUAGUGCCUGUUAACAGACCUGUAUUAUCUUUUUAUUAUACUAAAGGGAAAAAAAAAAUAAAGCUAAAUUAAGGGAUGACUUUCCCACACACACCCACCCCACAGCAGUUUGAGCACCAGAUUCACACCUUAGUAUAUUUGGGGAAGACCUCACUGUGCUCCAUGGUCAGCAAAGGCUGUAGAGCACUGGGGCUUUACUUAGCUUGUAUAAUUGACAUGUACUUUCCUUGUUGCAGAUGUGUUCAGCAUAUUCAACUUAAAGGUUGAGCUUUUGACUGCAUCAUUAACCAGCUGAUUAGCUUAUGCAUCCUGCUCUACAGUCAAUGACUUGGUGACAAGCUUCACUCCAAUUCUUUGGGAAGGCCCUAGGUAAUUAAAAGCAUACAUUUCUCAACCUGAAGGUCCACAGUAGCAAUUUUUAACUAGUGGGAAUAUAAGCAGCAGUCUGAGUAGGCUCCAUAUACGCACAAGUUUUGUUUAAAGUUUCAUUAAAGAAUAUCCCAUUGACAGCAUACUGUGCCAGGGCAAAGGAAGAGAGAAGGAUAAGAAAGAGGGGUCCUCACAAGAGUGAGGGGGAGAAACGUGCCUUUAAGUGAAUUUGGUAAAUGUAACAUUUAAAGUACUUUGCUGUACAUGAAAGGAUGUCAGAGGAAAGCUAGUUCUUCUGCAGAGGCUCUUUGUUCAGAAAGCUUGCACCUUCUGCUUCUGAAGAACUUUGACAGCUUUGAAUCUUUUUCUGCAUCACAGAAAGGGGAGGAGAGAAACAUGCUGCAGGUAUAUAUGCCACACUGAACCUGUGUGCUACUGAACUUUGGCCUAGGUUUCUUUUAUAAAAGUAUGGCAUACUGCUCUGCAGGAAAACAUAAGCCAAAAAAAUGUUAUCCACGUUUCAUUUUUGCUUGUUUCUUAAGGCAGAGUCUUCUUGGGUAGGAUGUUUUGCACAAUCUUUCACAUAAAGAGCACUUAUGAAAACACCUUGAAGCUGUAUCGGCACAUGCUGAGCUUGUAGCUCAAUGUAUAACAAUCAAGACUAAAGCUUUACAGAUUGCAGUCAUACUGUUUGGCAGCACUAUCAGACAAAACAAGAACCUACUCUGAGAGUAAAAAAUGGGUUUGUUUUUACUCACUGUGCUUAAUUAACCACAGUGAGGAUCCGGUCAGUGGUAGCUUUUACAGUAAAACACGCCAGGUGGAAUAGAACUUAAUUUUCUCAUGUACUAUGAAACAGGGCAUUUAAUUGCUGAAUAGCUAGAAGACUCAACAAACUUUGAUAAUUGAUUUUGCAAUUAGGGAGAGGGCACACGAAAGUGAAAAGCUAUAUUGAGUGAUAGCAGCAGGAUAUGCUAUCUUUAGUACCUAAGGCAUAAAAUUGUGCUUCUGUCAGAGGAGGAACAGAUUUGUUUUUCAGCACGUUUGAAGAUAAUUAACAACUCAGUUAAGAUGCAAGGUUGUCUUAAAGCAGUGCAUCCCUUAGACUAAGGGCAUGUAUUAGUCCAGACUGCUAAUUUGCUUGCAGCCACUCAGAAGGACUCCAGAACAUGAAUGCUGGAUCCCCCAUGUUCAGGUAGAGUUGCUAGUGUAGCUUCUGACCCUACUGCUAUCCCUUCCCAGUGCCUGGGAGGACAGCAUUGGCCAACAUGGCUCAGGAACUGCAGAGCUGCUUUGCAACCAUUCAGAUAUGCUGAAUUGAUCGGCUGCUUCUUUGAAAAUAAUUAAUUAGUUCAGUUUAGUGUAUUCUGCCCAGGAAGACCACCAUGCCCCUGCAAAAGCUCAAGGGAAAGAAAAUUUGAAGGGCCUACAGCAAAGUAUGUACUUAAAUGGAAAGUAUUGUUAAACUGUCUUAUUUUUGGUACCCUAGGUUACUGAGGCUAACAGAAUAUCACAACUGGUGACCUAAUGCUUUAGUCUUUGCAUGAAUAGCUGAAUGUGAGCCUUUAUUGUAAUGUAGGAUCAGACAUUUUUUUUUCCCUGGAGCUACACCUUGUACCGAUGUUCUAUAUGCAACAGUCUAUUUUCAUUACUUUUAAACUUCAGUUUUUAUCAACCAGGAUGAAAUUUUCUUGUGAGACUUAAAACAACAGCCUUACUCAUAACUGUGUCUUUACAUGGCCAGUAGUCCCAAAAUCGUUUUUUUUCCAAUGGAAUAUUAUUUUGUCAUUUUAAAUAAAUGGAAGUGUCCUUC